This is a messenger RNA of Rhagoletis zephyria (snowberry fruit fly), 1655 nucleotides long. RefSeq lists its product as uncharacterized. Gene Ontology annotation, molecular function: lipid carrier activity. Lineage: Eukaryota; Metazoa; Arthropoda; Insecta; Diptera; Tephritidae. The record is from RefSeq and is a predicted model, not a curated record. Gene Ontology annotation, biological process: lipid transport.
CUUAGUAGCCCUUUUGGCAUACUGUGCUUUUGACAUUUUCUUUUGAAAUGGAGCUACCAUCUCCUUUGACAAAAAUAAAUAAGUGAUUGUUUUAGCGAUAAUAGAAAUAACGAGAAAUGCUGUGAUUGAACUGAUUACCACGCGCAUUAGUUGUAUAGAAAAUUUUCCUUUAAUAAGUCGCGUUCACGCGGGAGUAAAUAUUGUGUCUUUUUAAAUCAAUUCCGGGUUUUAAGCAAAUUUGUGGCAUUUUAACUGAGUGCGCUAUAAAUCACUUUGUGUGCAUGUUAAAAUUUAUUAAAAUAAUUUCCGUGUUUGUUUCUGCAUAAGGUACAUGGUAGAGACACAAGAUUGAAGUGGAUGUGUUUUUUGUUGGAUUUAUUAAAAGAUCAUAUGAGUUUUUUUAUUCGAUAUCGGAAAACUACAAUUAUCGGAGUGCUAAACCAAAUAUUAUAAUAAAGCGCCGAAACUAGCCUAACGUUUAUAUGUCAACGCGGUUGUAGGACGCGUUGUUUACUAGUGUUACGUUUGGAGAAUAUGUUUUCUUCUAUUAGUGUGUGCUAACUAUGGUUGCCGUAUGACAUUUUUCGUUAAAAUAUACCGAAGUUUUAGACCAAAUUGGUCAGUUGCGAGCAUUGUCAUGUGUGGAGUAAAGUGAAGCAUUUCGGUAUACAAAGAAUAAUACCUCACAAGUCAUUACUUUUACUCCAGUAAAGAAAUACAAAUUUUAAGGAAGCCCUAGCAACAUGACUGAAAUUAAUCGUUCGCCGAAUCCAUACACAACUAAAUUAAUUCGACAGCUUUUAAUAGUUGCUUUGAUAUCGAUUCAUUUAAAAAUUUCGCUUGCCAGUAAAAAUCCCUUCCGCAAUCCAAAUAUUUGCGGGUCUCCGCAAUGCGAUGCUUUUUACAAAAAAUUCAGUUUUAGGGAUAAGAUAUAUAAAUACGAAUACCACAUCGAUUUGACCACAGAGUUUUCUGGCACUGGCGGUAAUACAUCGAGCCUUUUUCUAAAGGCUACUUUAGACGUAUUUUUCCCAAAACCUUGUGAAGGAUUUCUUCGAAUAAAUGAUGUUAAACUAUGGGAUACUCAAGUCAAUCAAAAAAAAAUAGACAUUCCCAAUUACAAUGACAUCGAAGCCAUAAGUUCAAAUGAAGAUGAUUACUAUGGAGAAUUUUCAGACUCAACGACACAUGCAGAAACUCGUGAUGAUAAUGAUGAUAUGCACCCAAAAAGUUUCGAAAUGGCAAGAGAUCUACAAGAACAUUUAUUACGUUUCUCGUUUGAAGAUGGUUUAAUUACUGAAGUAUGCCCAAACUCUAAAGAAUCUGUUUGGGCGUUAAACUUUAAAAAGGGUAUAUUGUCAGCUUUUCAAAAUACAAUGUCGCGUUUUGAUGUGGAUUUUAAUACAACAGAAACAGAUACUUCAGGAGAAUGUAAUGUAAACUAUUCAUUAGAGGAUACUAAUGAUGUUUUCAUUCAGAUACGCAAAACAAAAGAUAUUAUUUCUUGUCGGAACCGUUAUUCAACAAACUCGAUAUUACAAACUACUCCAUACAAUUUUCGGGAUGAUAAAAACAUAUGGCCUAUACUUAACUCCAAAAGCUAUUGCAAUAUUUUUGAGUCUAUUUGUGUACCAGGGUAAUCUAUGAACCCUAGG